Molecule: messenger RNA, 1657 nt
Organism: Ectocarpus siliculosus
Lineage: Eukaryota; Phaeophyceae; Ectocarpales; Ectocarpaceae
Source: the annotation of a GenBank genome assembly
AUGAUGAAGAAGCCGCGAGACGCUCCGAAGCACUCCUCGAGUAGCCGAGAAGCGACGCAGCGGCGAGAAGAAGUGGCGCGGAAUAGCCAAGACGAGAGGCCCGACAACGACGACGACGACGACGAUGACACUCCUAGGAAAGAAGGCGGGGGGGGCGGGGGCAACCGGCACGAGACGAAUGCUCCGAAGGAGAGGGCGCAAGAGAGCGGUGCCAACGGCGGCGGCGGGGGCGGCCAUCCCGGGAAUAUCAGCGGCAACGUCGGCGCCGCUGCCGCGGGGGCCGCGCUGGCGGAGCUUCGGGGAACCGACGAGCGGGGGGGGGGGGGAGCCGAAGUUGUCGUUGCUGUCGCCGGCGAUGUCGCCGAUGAGGACCAGGAGGGGGAGGAGGUGGUGGAGGAGGAGGAGGCGGCGGCCGAGGAGUGCAAGGCUACCGGGCCGUGCGUGUGGUGCGAGAAGGAUGAGGUCAACCUGGAGUACUGCAGGGAGACGGGCCGGCGGGAGGAGGUGCGGUGUACUGUCCAGGGCGCGGAACAGAACAUGGCCGCGGGAGGCGCAGGGGGGGCGGUCGGCGUGCUGCCGAGUUCGGUCAAGUACCGUUCUUGCGCUUACGCAGAGGAAGACGACUUCCUAGGGCUCUUCCACUUUUGGAUCGUGAUGGUGGCGGUGGCAGUGUCGGCUUGUUCCUGCAUGAGAAAACGGAAGAAAAAGGUUGGCUCGCUGUACGACGAACGGCGGGCCUAGUGACGGAGGUUGCGCCCCAGCCCAUCGUCUCGGUCGGGUGUUAUUCACGCCCCAACGUGUGGAGAUGCCACCCGCGUGGACCGCCUGCAUCCGGCCGUGUUCGCCGCCGGCAUGGACGGUGACACCGCGAUGCCAAUCUCUCCAAGGCGAUUUCACGCGAUAGGGAACGUCACUGCUGUUGUGCUUGUAUCACCAAUUGUAUCACGGCGAGCGGUGGCGCCGAGGGUGCGGAUGAACCGAAAACCGGCGCUCUUUAACGGUAGUCCUUGUAGAGAACCGGGUGCAGGGAGGGCGUUUCACUUUUCCUCGAGGGUAUUUCGGCGUUCGCCACUAUGUUGCAGUGUGGUCUGCCUCUGGCGGGGUUUUAGUGUCGCUGUGCUCUCGCCGGUGUUCGUGCGUGGUUUUUUAUCAUCCGACGCGUGCACCAACUGAAAUUUCAGGUCUUUCGGUCUUGAAAACGCGUUGCGUGCACUGCGAUCUGUCCGGGUAUGCGGGUAGGUGAGUUGUUGCUGGCUCAUCGAACAACACUGGUAUGCGAUGGGCUAGGAUGCAGGGGGCGCACUUUUCUCCACGGAAACCGGUAGAAACUUUGUAUCUACAUACGUGUGGCAUUAAUUGAAAGUGGUGAGUUAUCCACUGCUUUUCCUUCCGGUCCACCAACAGUGCGAUCCAUAUCUAGUGCGGCAUUUCCUUUGUUUGCGGAUGCCUUCAAAAGGGGACGAGUACGUGGGAGAGACCAAGGAGAAGCAGCAGCAGCAUGGCAUGCGCGCUUUUGUUGGUGACCUGAUAUCUAAUGUUGUAUGUGUAGUUUUUUUAACGAUUUUGACGAAAUGAGUAUGGAGCCGAUUGGGUUGGUUAAUGGACGCAGGCACGUUCAGGCCGGGUCUUCGAUGGUGAUACAUGCGUUAGGCUGCCG